AUGUCAUCCUCCGUAACGCCCCUCGGUGCUCGUUUGGCUGCACGGAUCUCGAUCAACAGUCGCAUGAUAUUUGCAGGUGUGCUCCGCAAGCCCAACGACCGCCCCGCCGGCCAGCCGGCCCGCGAGCCGGGCUACCGCUACGCGCGUAUGGUCGCUGCUUCCGCUUCUGACAUCUUCUUGGCACAUCGCGACUUCGCGAGAUGCAGUCCGGCCCGUGUUUCCACUCGUGAUAAUGCCCCGAGAGCAGACUUCUUCUUGACUCUUCGCCUCAUUAACGUUCCCACGCUCGCUCACCGCUGCGUGUGCUGUGGGCCCACGAGCUCACGUCAACACAUGAAUCCCGAACCGUGGCACAAUCGCCGUGCUAAAUUCCACGACAUCCGUUGACACAUGACCUUACUCGAGUGACAUUUAAUCCAAAUCUUCUGGCGCGACCGGUAUCAGCUUCGGCCCUGGCUAAACUUCGAGCGAGCGGUCAUAGCGUCGUCGUGUGAUCGAAUCGAGGCAAUCAUGAUCGCGGCGCGUAGACACCAUACGACUGAGGACAACGAAUAAUGCAAGUGCAAUCGAGUACUCAGUUCAUAUUUCGAUUCUUAGUUUUUCAAGCCUGACUGAUUCAGGCGCCUUGGUUUUGGUCUGAGCCCUGGAUACUUGCCUUCGUCUUACAAGCAACACGAUCCAUGAAUCGAGCUCACUUAAUCUUCUCCAUUUUUCUUCUCUCCAUAUAUCUUCGCCAGAGUCUAUGAAGGAGAUCCGUCCGGCCUUAUGAUCCGAGCCCCCUCCGUGUUGACCACCUUCGCCUUCCAGAAGUACGUGAUCUUCGAAGGCUUCAAAUUUCACGGCAGUAAUCCGCUUGUUGGUCACUUUCAGCACUCAUCUGUAUAAUAGGAAUUGUUAUAUAUAUCACCUCCAAUUUUCUGGGAUC
Marchantia polymorpha subsp. ruderalis is the source of this 925-nucleotide messenger RNA. The record is from the annotation of a GenBank genome assembly. Lineage: Eukaryota; Viridiplantae; Streptophyta; Marchantiopsida; Marchantiales; Marchantiaceae.